AAUAAUAUGAAGAUUCAAAAAAAGGAUUCUUCUUAUUUAAGUGAUGAAGAAAAUAAAAAUGCUAUUAAAAAAUAUUUUAAUCUUAAAGAUCCAAAAUUCCUUAGAUUAACAGCUAGUAUACAUUGUUUUAAAUUUGAAGAUAAGAUGUUACAAUAUUUAUCACAUGUGUUAAGUGAUGCAGCUAUUAGAAGAGUACCUGAUAAUGAAAUUAAUCUUAGUAGUGCAUUUAGAUAUAUAAAAUAUAUAAUGCAAUUGAAAUAUCAUUAUAAGCCUGAUGAUCAUAAAGUAGAUGUUAAAGUUGUUUGUAAAUUUUAUGGUGCAUAUAAUAUAUAUCAUGAAAAGGAAAGUGAUUAUAUUGGUAUUAUUGUAACUAAUAGAUAUUUUACUGAAGAUGCUAAUAAACUAGAUAAUAGAAAUUUUUUAAAAUUUUAA
Molecule: messenger RNA, 432 nt
Organism: Cetraspora pellucida
Lineage: Eukaryota; Fungi; Glomeromycota; Glomeromycetes; Diversisporales; Gigasporaceae
Source: the annotation of a GenBank genome assembly